Molecule: messenger RNA, 1212 nt
Organism: Triticum dicoccoides
Lineage: Eukaryota; Viridiplantae; Streptophyta; Magnoliopsida; Poales; Poaceae
Product: carboxypeptidase SOL1-like
Exons: 9
Coding region: 1-951 (316 amino acids)
Biological process (GO): peptide metabolic process; protein processing
Molecular function (GO): metallocarboxypeptidase activity; zinc ion binding
Source: RefSeq, a predicted model, not a curated record
AUGGAUUUGCUCUUAGAAGGCGUGGUAAUGCAAACAAUGUUGAUCUCAACAGAGACUUUCCUGACCAAGUACCACCGACAACCUGAAACUAGAGCUAUUAUGAACUGGAUAAAGCAAGAACACUUCACAGCCUCUGCUAGUUUGCAUGGGGGUGCUCUUGUUGCAAAUUAUCCAUGGGAUGGAUCUAGAGAUACAAGAAAACAGUAUUAUGGAUGUCCUGAUGACAAGACAUUCCGGUACAUGGCGUCAGUGUAUAGUCAGUCACACUAUAACAUGUCAUUGAGCAAGGAGUUCGAAGGAGGAAUUACAAAUGGAGCGCUGUGGUAUCCAAUUUAUGGUGGCAUGCAAGACUGGAACUAUAUACACGGAGGCUGCUUUGAGUUAACCCUUGAAAUUAGUGAUGUAAAAUGGCCAAAAGCAUCUGAGCUUCUUGUCAUAUGGAAGCAAAAUAAGUUGAGCAUGCUCAAUCUUGUUGCAAGCCUUGUAAAGACAGGAGUUAAUGGAAGGAUAUUUGCUGCAGAUACUGGCCGUCCUAUACCAGGCUCACUCAUGGUUAAGGGAAUUGAUUCGAAGAUAAAUGCCAGCGGAACUUUUGGCAAUUACCAUCGGAUGCUUGCACCUGGUCAGAGCUAUGAAGUCGUGGCAUCGAUGGAAGGCUUCAGACCAAAAAGAACACAUAUCAUGCUGGGGCGCGAAGCCAUGAAUCUGGACUUCAUCUUGGACCCAUACGGAGCCCUCAAGGGAGCCAAGCCUCUGCGCAAUGACUGCGGCUGCAGUUGCAACGAUGACGGUGGCAGCAACAAGCCGUUCCUCCUCCGGGAAGCUUACCUCUGGCUGUAUCUCCUGGUCCUGUUUUUCCUGCUUGCCCUCUACCUGCUCUUCAGGAGGAGAAUGGCGUCGAGGCUCGUGGCACAGCGCCACCCUCCUCCGAAGCGGCCUGUUGCCGUGUGAGACGAAGCUGUACGUGCUGGUGGGUGUUUGUAGCGUAAUCACAGCCUUUACAAACUGUUGUUCACACGUGGGAUUAGAUUGUGGCCAUAAUGUGCCACGGAAGUUUUGAACAGUUUUUUAGUUGGAGAUAUAUAUGUUUGAGUUAACUGGAUACAUUACAUACAGAGAUAGAGGAAGGAUAGAGUGAAUCAGUGACGCAGGCCGAGUCUCUUAGUUUCUUCAUCUCAUGCUAAUAAAAUUGUUUUACUGUCUGUUUUCUUA